Messenger RNA from Bolinopsis microptera, 1501 nucleotides. RefSeq lists its product as uncharacterized. NCBI's taxonomy places the organism in Eukaryota, Metazoa, Ctenophora, Tentaculata, Lobata, Bolinopsidae. The coding region runs from base 84 to 1412 and encodes 442 amino acids. The record is from RefSeq and is a predicted model, not a curated record. Gene Ontology annotation, biological process: meiosis I; male meiosis chromosome separation; spermatogenesis. The transcript has 12 exons.
AUCAAUUACCUUCUUCAAGUUAGGCUUAUGAUAGUUAAGAGUUUUAUUGUACGAUAUUUGGGCGCGGAGCUGGAGAGUGGAGAAUGGGAAUCAAAGUGAUCAUAGUUGACAUGAACACAAUGAUGUCAUCCGAGACUUGCAAGAAAGUGAGCGGAAUUUGUCUCCAGGAAGUAUCCUUGUUAGCUGACCAUUCUGUCCAACCAGCCUUCAUGUUAGCAUGUCUUUCUGCACACACCGAGAUUCUGUACCCACUACAAAUUUUGAACGAAGGGUCUAUAAGUGUAUUGCGGCGAAGUAUUGACACUCUAGUUCAAUACCAUAGAGACACUCCUUUGGUGGAUGAUAGCUCUGAACAAACGAUAACGCAGUGUGUUCAGUUCAUAUUGAACACGGCUGAUAAACUUCUCUCUAACACUUACAACCAGGUAGCAGGUGUUAUUGAUGUGCUGUUCAUCACUUGUCAAACCCGAUUGAAGGGCAAAUUAGAUUCUGUUCUUUCCAAGCAGACAAUAACUACACCUAAGAAAGUCACUGUGUUAACUAUCGCUGAAGAAGAAAAAGAAGGUUCAGAAGUACCGGAAUGUCUCACCGAGAUAGACGACAUUUCUGUGUCUCCGUUUUAUACUAACAUUCAGAGACCCUUGAGAAAGUGGUUCUUCGGGCAAGAAAGUGAGCUAGCUACCUUAUCCCUGCCUGACAACCUCAUAUUAUCCUGUGACUUGCUACCCUUGAGUAUAGACCCUUCUUCUCUGUCAGCAAAAACUCAGUCUUGUCUAACACUCACUAGACCGAAAAUUCCCGGUUCUAUGCUGGAUAGGCAACAAGGAAGAAAACUGAAGGGGGAGAAGCUGUUUAAAUUGGAACAGAUAUGUGAAUCAGUAUUGUUUGGGUCCCCAAUGCUUCUAAUACCAUCAACUCAUUGGACAAUGGAAUGGGACACACUCGAGGAGAAUCAACAUAACUUUGCUGCUUUUUGUAAAUCUCUCUCAGAAUCAAACAGUGCGUUACUCUGCCGUAAUUCUGAGGAAGUGGAGGGACUGUUCUUGAUUCUUGCCGAGACUGACGGAACUGCUCUUAUAAAGCCGAUAGUCUGCAGCGAAUUGUUACUCCCGAAGCCCAACAUUCCCCUGAUUGUUCAAUUAUCAGACGAAACUACCCAAUUAGUAGACGAUUCUCUGAAGAAAUUAGAAUUAUCUGACGAAUCUUUCUCUCCUUUGGAUCACUCAGCCAACUUACACGAGUGUUUGAUACGAAGGAUGGAACCCAGAAAACGCAAACUCUUAAACGACUCAUCCUCUAAUUUAUAUGAGGUACCGUACAAUCAAAAUCAGAACGCUGCUCAUGCUACACCAGAUAAAAUCACGAAUACGUUCAGAUACAAUGCUCCGACUUUUGACGAUAGUCCUUACUAAUGAUAACAGCAAAAGUAGAUAAAGACCAAUUUAUCCUCCAAGAUAAAGUUUCUUAUAUGCUCAGGGAACAAACUUCACCUCUAACUUCA